This is a messenger RNA of Drosophila mauritiana, 1301 nucleotides long. It is a transcript of the gene Dcps, whose product is annotated as m7GpppX diphosphatase. The record is from RefSeq and is a predicted model, not a curated record. Gene Ontology annotation, biological process: deadenylation-dependent decapping of nuclear-transcribed mRNA. Lineage: Eukaryota; Metazoa; Arthropoda; Insecta; Diptera; Drosophilidae. Gene Ontology annotation, molecular function: RNA 7-methylguanosine cap binding; hydrolase activity. Gene Ontology annotation, cellular component: nucleus; P-body. Bases 84 to 1208 code for a protein of 374 amino acids. The transcript has 3 exons.
AUGGUCACGCUGACUCUCUGAAAAGCCGCAAGAAAAUAAAAAUACAUAUAUCAUCUUCCUAGCUAUUAUUAUUAUUAACAAAAAUGUCGGAACCAGUUGAUAGCACAGAGGUAAAGUCACCGUCGUACGACUUAUCCAAGUUCCAACUGAAGCGAAUCCUAACCAACAACAGCGUUAGGAAAAGUAUAUCCCUGCUUGGAACUUUUCCGGAUUUAGGAACCGAUGAUGCCAUUGUUGUUUUCGAGAAAAAUGCGUACCGGGAAAGCGAUGUGGCAACGGCGUCAUCGGAGGAGUCUCCCAAGAAGCCAAGCUAUUUUACCGCGGACCUGAAAGUUGACACUGAGUUUAUCAACAAUAUCUACGGCAGUUUUCAGGUUGUGCCGACCCGGGAUUUGUGCAGUGUGAAAAGCACAGUCAUUUAUCCCGCCACCGAGAAGCACAUCGAGAAGUACUCAGUUUCCCAAAAGUAUCUCAUACGGGAGACUCCUGAUCUCUACCAAAGAAUAACCCUUCCAUAUCUUACCUCAAGUCAGUUCUCCCUCGAGUGGGUCUACAACAUACUCGAGCACAAGCAGGAGACGGAACGUAUAGUGUACGAGGACAAGGAUCCAAAGACCGGCUUUAUCCUUCUGCCUGAUCUUAAAUGGGACGGACGCAAUGUGGAAACCCUCUAUCUGCUGGGCAUUGUCCACAAGCGCGACAUCAAGUCUCUGCGGGACUUGAAUGGAAGUCAUCUCGAUCUUUUGCGCAACGUGCGCCAGGCGUCGAAGGAUGCAAUUUCGAAGCUAUACGGCAUUAAUCCCAAUCAGCUGCGCAUGUACUUUCAUUACCAGCCGUCCUUCUAUCACCUCCACGUGCACAUUAAUCCAGUACGUAACGAUGCGCCGGGCAUAUGGUGCGAGAAGUCCCACAUGCUGGACACGGUGAUCAACAACUUGGAACUCAUGCCGGACUACUAUCAGCGAGCCACCUUGCCGUUUGUCCUGUACGAAGGCAACAAGCUGUUGGAUCUCUAUGAGCAGGAGCUGCCCAUUAGAGCGCUGACAAAAGCGAGCGACGAUAAGGAGCUCCCUGACACAGACUCUUUGGGCGUCGCUCCACCGGAAGGCUUUAGCGAUGAGGAGCCGGAGGAUAGGCAGUGCAAGCGCAUAAAGUUGGGCUCGCCGGAGCCCAAGGAGGCCGAGUCCGCUGUUCAGGCAUGUGCCUAAGCUCCCUUUCCAAACGUUCAGUGGUAUUACUUAAUGAGAAAGCUAAACCUAGAUGUUGCCUAUCAAUAAUACAUCCUACAUAUGAUCAUUCAA